AUGCCCUCAAUCACGGUUAGUAGCGUGCCAGGUUCGGAAUACGACUGGGGAACGCAACCCAAACUUGUUUGCAUCCCGAUCCCAGUGGAUGCUGACCCAAGCUGUUUAACCCCAAGUGGGGCUGCUCAUGGGCCUAGCAGCAAUGGCCAUACAGAUGGGCAGGCAAAUGGACAUCACGGGCCGCCAAAUAGCCACACCAGUAGUAGUAACCAACAUGGCAUGUCUGACGAGGCCAAAGCCACCAUCCUUCACCUUAGGGAGAGCCUUGUACGACAGAAGGAAACCAUCCUGGAUCAGCGGAAAACCAUCCAGGAACUGACAGCUAAACUGACCCUCUGUGAGGGCUUUGGGAGAGGGCAUCAUGAUGAUAACCACCAUGUGCCACCAAGCCACAACUCUCAUCAUUCCUCACAUCACUAUGCCGAUCCACACUUCCCUUUGAAUGGGCACCGCAAUGACCAUCACAGAGGCAAAUCUCCAUAUCUGGGCAAACAUGGAGGCUUCUCCCCUGAACAAACAGGAAGGACUCUGCAGGCUUUGAAAGAGAGGCUGGAAAAUCUUCAGACAAGAAAUUCUUCCAGUUCCUACUCAAGUUCUUUGAGAGAUCUCCUACAGCGCAAGAUCAACGCGCUUGAAGAACAGCUCCAUCAUCACUAUGAGAGCGACCAUAACAACGGUCACCACGACAAUCAUCACGGACAUGAUGACCACCGUAAUAAUCACCACAACAGCCAUGAUAGUCACCAUGGCAACCACCAUGCCAAUCAUCAUGAUGACCAUCACUCCAGUCCCAAUUAUAACCCCCAUUACAGUUAUCUCUACGACCGCCGCAACGAUCACCAUGAAAACCAUCAUAAUGGUCAAGAUGACCACCAUGACAGCAACCAUGAAGAUCACCAUGAUAAUCAUCAAAACGGUCACGAUGACCACCAUGAUGAGGAUGUUCAUCAAAACAAUGGUCACGACCAUGAUGGACAUCAAGAAAGUGAUGACCAUGGCAACCAUCGGCAGAUUCCCUACAAACCAACCGGGUCAAGAUUAUCCGGUCGUGGAGCACACAAUAAGCUAGAAACUGUGUUUAGCAAUCUGUACAAGAUUCCUGAAACAGAACCCAACAAAAAGCACAAGAAUCCUGACGCUUUUCAGAUCGGUUUCCCAAUGCGCACCAACUACAUGUAUGGCCGAAUCAAGCGCACACUUUUGAACGAGAUCUUCGCCCUGACAGUCUGUCUUUGGCUGAAAGGGGGCUCAGGUCCUGGGAUAGGAACGCCGUUUUCUUACUCUGUCCCAGGACAAGCCAACGAACUUGUCCUGAUUGAGUGGGGAAACAAUCCAAUGGAGCUCCUAGUGAAUGACAAGGCUGUCACUCUUCCUCUUUCUCUGACGGACAGUAAGUGGCAUCAUCUCUGCGUGACAUGGUCCACACGUGACGGCACGUGGGAGGCUUAUCAGGAUGGUGUGAAAAGGGGCUCUGGGGAAAAUCUGUCUCCUUGGCAUUCAAUUAAACCAGGAGGGGUCUUUAUUCUUGGACAGGAACAGGACACUCUGGGUGGCCGAUUUGAUGCCACGCAGUCUUUCGUGGGCGAAAUGUCAGACCUGCAGCUGUGGUCACGUGUGCUCACUUCUGCCGAGAUCUUCAACCAAGCUUCCUGCUCAAGCCACCUCACCGGUGAUGUCAUCACCUGGAGUGAACCAAUAGUUGAACUCCAUGGGGGUGUUAUGAAGUAUCCAUUCGAUCCUUGUCAUUAAGGAUUGAUCAUUAUUGCCAUGCAGUUCACUUUACCCCAAAAGAGCUGCAGAUGAGGUCAAAACCACUAAGUAGAUAUCUCUGCUUUACCUGCAACUAACAGGUGGAUGGUUAUGAAUCCACAGUGCAAUACUAGGCAGGACUACAGUUUGUUGAAGAGAUUUCCAAGGUUGGCUAAUAGGAUUUCAGAAAGGUCCACAUAGGCCUUUGGCAUUUAACUAAGCACUUUAUUAGUUUAAGUGUCUCAAGUACUACAUACUGCAUAUCGAUAAGCAGUGGGGAUGUCAACACACUGGUUGAACUCUGUUGCAUGUUUUUAUCACGCUUGCAAGUUUUCAAUGUCUAGCUGGAAGUUUUGCAUUACAUAAUUUAUGCUGCAUUUUAUGAAUGCAUCACAUUUGAAGAUUUUAUGAUGGCUCUGUUAUGUUUUUUGUACUGCUUUAGGGUUUUUUUUUGUAUUAUAUACACAAGUCACAAGUGUAGUCUAUGGACAGGUGGACUGCUGUCUUGGGUUUACAUAUGCACAUGCCAGGAAACUACUUUAGCAGCUGAAUGAAAAUGUUGAGGUGUCCAUGGCAACACGGCUUUAAGGCAGAUUAAAGGGCUGAACAGCUCCAUCUCUCUCUCCCUC
Molecule: messenger RNA, 2378 nt
Organism: Paramisgurnus dabryanus
Lineage: Eukaryota; Metazoa; Chordata; Actinopteri; Cypriniformes; Cobitidae
Source: RefSeq, a predicted model, not a curated record